This is a messenger RNA of Moneuplotes crassus, 2084 nucleotides long. Lineage: Eukaryota; Ciliophora; Spirotrichea; Euplotida; Euplotidae. The record is from the annotation of a GenBank genome assembly.
UUUCAUUAGUAAGGAGAGUACUUAUUUUGAGUCUCUUGUUGUUGGUCUUUGGAGUUGUGCAUGCACAAAGUGGGAAGGGAGUUAUGGAAGAGGAAGACACUCCAUGUCUGAAACAUAUGAGGAAGGUUCUUAGUCCUGAAGGACUGGGAGAUUUGGUACAAGUGGCCCUGAAUAGUGCGAAGGGAUUGAAUGAGUUAGGUGAUUAUGAAAGCUGUAAUGCUGAUGGGUUGGAGUAUUCGUUGCUGGCACUUGAAUUGAUGCCUAUUGGAUUCACGGUUUUGAGGCUUGGGCUCUGUGUACCACAGGAGUGAGCUAAUCAGGAAAGUUUCAAAGGGAUUUCUGAUUAUAUUGAGAAAAUGGCUGCUCCAUCUUUGCCUGACGAUGCCAAGAUUGUUGCUAAAGUUACAGUUCCAAAAGAAGUACUCGCAGAGUCAAUGUCGACAGGUGCAAUUAUAAUUCUGGUUGUCACUGGAUUUAUUGUCUUGCUCUGGCUUCUUGGCAUGCUUGUUAGCUAUACUAAUAUUGGGAAUAAUGGGAACUUCAGAUCAGAGAAGAUUGAGGAUAAAAAGAUGCCAUGGGCACUUGCUCUUCAUUCUUGGAAUCCUAUCGUAAAUCUUGAGAAACUUUUCACUGUGAAGGAAGGAGGAGAUAAAACUCUGAACGUGUUGAAUGGAGUUAGAGUGCUCAGUAUUGGAUGGGUAAUACUUGGACACUCAUUUUCUUUUGUUACUAUGUCAGCUAUCAAAAAUGGACAAACACUUAAUGUUUUAUUUGAUAGUGAUUUCUUCUCUAUUGUUCCUGGAGGCAUCUAUGCUGUUGAUACUUUCUUCUUUCUUUCUGGAUUCUUGACAUUUGCUCUGCUGAUCUCAAAAAUGUACCCUAAGAAAGGGAUGAUUGGAAUUGUAAAUACGUUUCUGAUCUAUUUCCACAGAUAUUAUAGACUCAUCUUCCCGAUGAUAUACAUUCAAUUUUUUACUAUGUUUGUCAUGAGGUAUUUCGGGAAUGGGCCAAUGUAUCGACAGAGUUGGGAUUUCCUGACCAAAUCUUGCUUCGCAAACCCAUGGCAAAACUUUGUGUUCAUUGCCAACCUAUACCCUUGGGGGAUGGCUGAUCAAUGCAUCGGUUGGGUCUGGUAUCUAAUGUGUGACAUGCAGUUCUUCAUUAUCAGUCCUCCAAUUAUUAUUGUCUAUUGCAUGAACAGGAAGAUUGGAAAACUACUAGUAAUUUGUAUGAUUGGGGCUUCAAUGAUUACUAUGGGAGUCUUAUCAAUCAUAUGGAAUAUCGGAAUGGAUGGUAACUCAACUAAGAUUCAAAAUGUUGGAGACUACGUGUACAACAAGCCUUGGACCAGAAUGGGUGCUUACUUUGUAGGUGCUCUGUUUGGAAUCUCCUACUUUGAACUCUCCUGCAGGGACAAGCACCAGGAGCUAUCAAGCACAUUGUUCAACAAGUGCUAUGAUAUUCUGAAGAACUCUCAGGUGAUUUCGUUGUUGGUGUGCUGAUUUGGAGUAGGAAUCACAGCUCUGUAUGUGUUCCCGAAUGCAGCUUAUGCCAGGGGAUGAUUUGCUUCUGAAGAUUCAGAUAGUGGAAACUGCUGGCCUCUAUUUUUAUCAACUUUGUGGAAUAUGACAGCCAGACCUUUCUUUGUUGUAGGAGUAGGUCUAAUUAUUGUUCCCACAUUUGUAGGAAGAUUGAGAGUUAUUAAAGCAUUCUUAGGUGCAGAAACUUUUGAAGUGUUGGCAAGGCUCAACUACAUGGUUUAUAUGGUUCAUUGUCUUGUGCUCUUUCAUUUUCUAAAUAACAUGAGAACUAGUGCUUAUGUGACCAGUGUAACACAAUGGUUCUUUGCUAUUGGAUGAACUAUGAUCUCUUUCAUUGUUGCAAUUCCACUAACCCUCAUCUGCGAAGUUCCAUUCAUGAAUCUUGAGAAAUACAUAUUAUUCCCGAAGAAGCAAAAGAAGAAGAUUGAGGAAGUUUCUUUGGAAGCUGAGUACAAAAAAGGUAAUGGAAAAGCUGAGUUCUACAAGCUGGAAGACCAUGAUGACACAGUAGAGUCUGGAAGGAAACUAUUGGAGAAAUCCUAA